This is a messenger RNA of Tetrahymena thermophila SB210, 1443 nucleotides long. Its product is annotated as ubiquitin carboxyl-terminal hydrolase. Lineage: Eukaryota; Ciliophora; Oligohymenophorea; Hymenostomatida; Tetrahymenidae. The record is from RefSeq and is a predicted model, not a curated record. The transcript has 9 exons.
AUGUAAAGGAGAAUAUUUUAAAGUUUAAUAAAAUAGAAUUUAUUCAUAAAGAAUAAGAGUGUUUAGGGAAUAUAUAGAUCUAAAUUUUAUAAUUUGCAAGCUUAAAGCUUUUCAACAUCAUAAAAAGAAGAUAUAGAUCUCAAUUAGUUGACAAGUGAAAUCGAAUAGCUUAAAAAGAAAGUUGGAACAAACACUCAGCCAAAAAGCUCUAUGUAAGAUGAGUAGCUAAGUGAAUUGAGUUAGUUCGAAGCAUUUUAAUCAGCAUCUAGAUACGCAUCAUUAGAAAAAUUUGAGUUGGCAGAAUAAAAAUUUUAAGAAGCUCUAAAUAUACUAAAUGAAUAACAACCAGACAGAAUAGAUUUAUAGAUUAUAUUAAUGAAAAGGUUGGCUUUAAUGUAUAAAUUGCAAGACAAAAAUUACUUAUUAACACCUCUUCUAGAAGAUAUAUAUUUUAAGCAUCUAGCUUUUUAUUCUUACAAAAAUGUUGAUUAUAUUAAAAUUUUAAAAAAUCUACUGACUCAUUACUGUAUUUAUGAUUUAGAAAGGGGAUCUAUUUUUCUAGAAAUGAUUCUUGAAUAACUUCAACAUGAGGAAAUUCCUAAAGUUAUUGUUAGAGAUAUUUAUUUAUAUGCUGGAAUAAUCCAUGCUCUUAAAGGUGAUGAUUUCAAUCAAUCAGAAAGAUUCCUAUAAGAAUCUAUUUAGGCAGGUUUAUAACCAAUUCAAAAAGGUAUUGCUUAUAACAAUCUUGCUUGUGUAACUUAUUGGAAUUGUCUAAAGCUUCUUUUAGAGUUAUCCCAAACAACAAAAGAAGAAGAAAAAAAGCAAAAGUAACUUCAAGAGGAGAUAUAAGAAAGAAUUCAAUUAGUUGCUCCAUUAAUAAAAAGAGCUUUUAAUGCUUUUGAAUUUGAAGAAAAAAAUAGAUAAAAAGAUUAAAUUAAUGAAUAAUAAUUUACGAUACUUAAAAAGCUCUUUGAUGAAGAAUAAAAAGUUUUUGAUCUUACUGGCUUAAAACCUGAAGAUGUUUUACUCAAAAAUCCUAUGAGUUCUGUAUGUGCUAUGAAUAUGGGAGAAUUUUUAUUUUAUUCUGGAGAUUUUAAUGCAAGCUAAUUUUGGUUAUAAGUUAGCCAAUAUUCAUCUACAAAGCUUGAGUCAUUACAUCGUGUGCUAAGAACUAUAGUAAUAUCAGCUUUAGCUGCUAAAAAACAAAAUAAAAUAGAAUUUGCUGAAAAUUUGUUGAUUGAUUGCUUAGAAUAUUCUGAAAACUAUACCACAUUUAAUAAAGUCUUUGCUCUUGAAUCAUAUUCUUAAAUUUUGAAGUAAUAAGGAAGAAAUUAUGAAGCAAAUAGCUAUUAACAAUAAUCAGAUAAUCUUAGAAAUGUCCUUUCUUUUUGGGAUGAAAGAAAAGAAAACAUACUCAUACCAGACUAUGAUUUCAAAUUUUGA